Ilex paraguariensis (yerba mate) is the source of this 357-nucleotide messenger RNA. The record is from the annotation of a GenBank genome assembly. Lineage: Eukaryota; Viridiplantae; Streptophyta; Magnoliopsida; Aquifoliales; Aquifoliaceae.
AUGGGUAAACUCAGUGUUGAAAUCUGCCUGAUCUCUGCUAGGGGACUUCGGAGAACUUCAUCUCUGUGGAAGCUCCAAUGGUUGGCUGUUGGUAGAGAGCCUAUCUUUCUUAGAGAGAGGCUUCAGGGGACAGCUACAGUUGUUGUGAAAGAAUUUCUUGAUAAAUACAUGAAGAAUUCUGAAGUUUCAAACUCAAAACCAGUUGAGGAAGUGGGGAGUUUUGAAUUGCGGAAAAGGAAUUCCACCAAACCUCAAGGAUUUGUGGAUGUUUCAAUCCGGGUUUCCGAGGAAAGGGACGAACCUAGUAUUUAUGGUAUGAGACUUCAAAAAAUACUUGAACCUUGCUUAUCUAUUUAG